Aspergillus caelatus is the source of this 843-nucleotide messenger RNA. RefSeq names its product oxidase ustYa family protein. NCBI's taxonomy places the organism in Eukaryota, Fungi, Ascomycota, Eurotiomycetes, Eurotiales, Aspergillaceae. The transcript is spliced from 3 exons. Bases 1 to 843 code for a protein of 280 amino acids. The record is from RefSeq and is a predicted model, not a curated record. Gene Ontology annotation, biological process: mycotoxin biosynthetic process.
AUGUCACACUGCAAACCCAAGGAGAUAGCAAGGCCGUCCACCGAUGGGGAGAGUAGUUUUUGCAAGGGGGACAGCGAAAGAGAUUCCGAGAGGGGUCUCUUAACUGACUCUCUGCCAGCGAAGUCAGAGAAUUAUUGGUCCAGCCCUGGUACUGAAAGGAAGAGACUUCACUGGCUAAGUCUUUGGAUAAUAUGUUUGAACAUCCUGAUCUUCUGUGCCUCAAUCUUAUUCCUCUUAUCACCAUUCUCCAGCCGCGCCUGCCUCAACCAUCUCAGUGAUCAGGACAAAUGGAAAGCAACCUCAUAUUAUGCGCCUAUACUAGAAAGAUUUGACAUUCCGCGCGUCGUGCUAACGACGAACGGCUCAUUAUAUGACUCCGAGCCGCCCUCUAUUAUGCGCAUACCCCAAGGCGAUGAAGCCGAUGCCGAGUGGUCCAGGAUAAGCUCGGGAGUCUUCCCGAUCCUGAUCUCAGCGCAAGAGGUCCGCAAAUUAGGCAAAGACCCGGCCCUAGCAGUCCGAGUCCCCGAUGAGUUCGGCUAUGGGCCUGAUGCAUACCUUGCACAAACAGAAGUCUUCCAUCUCCUCCACUGUCUUGAUAUGCUGCGCAAGGAGAUCUCCUAUGAGCACUACUAUUACCCAGAAUUCGGUAACAAUCCAGAUGCCCAGCACACGGCCCAUAUUACUCACUGUAUUGAUAUUCUGGCCCAAUUUAUCAAAUGUCAAGGCUCUGUGGAUGUGAUUCUAUUUAAUUGGGUCGGAGGCUGGGACCAACCUUUCCCGGACUUUAUGAACAAGCAUGAAUUAGAUAGUCCAAGGCUUAUUGGUAAGCUAUUGCUGGGCUAA